Suillus plorans is the source of this 516-nucleotide messenger RNA. RefSeq lists its product as uncharacterized. The transcript has 2 exons. Lineage: Eukaryota; Fungi; Basidiomycota; Agaricomycetes; Boletales; Suillaceae. Bases 100 to 393 code for a protein of 97 amino acids. The record is from RefSeq and is a predicted model, not a curated record.
CCUUAAUUGCCAUGAUGCAGACGCCGAUCAAGUAGCGGCCAGUUGAACGGCCUGCAUUGGAUUGACGUAUCGGGGGCUAUGCAGAGAUCGAGGGUGUAAAUGGCCAGCACGAGACUUCUAGUGAGUUUCAUUAUAUCACUCGGGUGCUGGUCUGUGUUGGUAAUGGUCAAUAAAGCGAAGGUUAUGAAGGUUCUAGGGGUCGGACUGCGAGCGAAUGCACUGAUCAUCUCCGAAGAUAAAAGGAUGGUUUGGAAACUUGUCAAUAUUAGCCUUCAGGCUAUGAUGGCCAGGCGUCAGACCAGGGAUACAACCUUCAAAGAGCUUCAAGUCGAUGCUGAUUGCCUGGGCUUCAUAUUUGGUCCUGAGGUGCCAACAAUGCAGCAAAGCAACUGAGGUCGACAAACUAGGCGAAACUGCGGACUUAGUUGGAAGAAAUUUUGACUCGUUCGAAGCGCUACGAGAUGACACGCGCUGACUGGCGCCGAUCAUGGAGCGUAAUAUGGGGCGACUCGAACG